Messenger RNA from Saprolegnia parasitica CBS 223.65, 466 nucleotides. RefSeq lists its product as hypothetical. The transcript has 5 exons. The record is from RefSeq and is a predicted model, not a curated record. NCBI's taxonomy places the organism in Eukaryota, Oomycota, Saprolegniomycetes, Saprolegniales, Saprolegniaceae. Gene Ontology annotation, biological process: iron-sulfur cluster assembly. Gene Ontology annotation, cellular component: mitochondrion; cytoplasm. Bases 18 to 413 code for a protein of 131 amino acids. Gene Ontology annotation, molecular function: 2 iron, 2 sulfur cluster binding.
GCCUUCCUCAUCUCAUCAUGUUGCGCCGAUUCAGCACCAAGGUCAUCCUGCCCAAGGUCAAGGCCCCGCGCGUCCGCCGGGAAGUCCCCGCGCCCAUCAUCCUCACACAAGGGGCGGCGGACCGCAUCAAGGAGCUGCUCGAGAACAAGCCCGACGCGAUCGGCCUGCGCAUUGGCGUCCGGACCCGUGGCUGUAGCGGCCUCUCGUACACGAUGAACUAUGCGACCGAGAAGAUCAAGUUUGAGGAAGAAGUCAACGACAAGGGCGUCCGGGUAUUCGUCGAGCCCAAGGCACUCUUCCACAUCGUGGGCACGACCAUGGACUACAAGAUCACGCCCGUCUCGGCCGAGUUUACAUUUGAGAAUCCCAACGCCAAGGGCACGUGCGGGUGUGGCGAGAGCUUCAACGCGUAGUCGAUGGUCUCGUUCUCUCUUCGUCGCCGCCAAUAUAGAAUCGUCAUGUGUAC